AUGUCCGCCACAAUACUCAAUGCACUGCAGAUUACCGCCUUCCGGACAGCGUUGGCGUCUAUGAUCGUCCUCUUGCACCACAGACUCCCGGAACAAGCGAAUAUUGUAGUUUUCGGUGCUGGUAAGCAGGCCGAGUGGCAUAUCCGAUUGUCACUACUAUUAGGAGCAGCAAAGAUCACGACCGUUACUAUUGUGAACCGGCGCGUGGAGACUUUGGUGAAGUUUGACACAACACUCCUAGCAGAGCUCCGAAGUCAGUUUCCUCAGAUUACAUUUAGCUCCAUUUCCAACGAGGAACCGGAUUUCGACCCCAAAUUACGGAAUAUCCUUGAAGCAGCCGAUGCUAUCUUUUGCUGCACUCCGUCUUCUCAGCCGCUAUUCCCCGAUUCAUAUCUACAUCAUGGUGACCAAAGUGAGCAUAAGACCCGAUUUAUUUCCCUGGUUGGAUCAUACAAGCCACACAUGGAGGAGAUCGACUCUGCAACGCUGUUAUCGGGGAGCAAGAUCCUGGUGGCCUCGAAAGAGGCAUGCCUGGAAGAGGCUGGGGAGUUGAUCAAGGCGAAUGUACAGGACGAGCUGGUGGAGGUGGGCGAAUUGCCAUUCCCGUUCGAAGGAGCCGAGGGGAGAGAGGCGCCGCUUUUGGAGGGAAACACGAUAUUUAAGUGUGUUGGGAUGGGGAUUAUGGACAUUGCUAUCGGCAGGGAAUUGCUGAACGUCGCGAGAGGGAAAGGAAUUGGCAUUCAGAUUGAGUCGUCUUAA
Molecule: messenger RNA, 759 nt
Organism: Blastomyces dermatitidis ER-3
Lineage: Eukaryota; Fungi; Ascomycota; Eurotiomycetes; Onygenales; Ajellomycetaceae
Product: ornithine cyclodeaminase/mu-crystallin family protein
Exons: 1
Coding region: 1-759 (252 amino acids)
Cellular component (GO): cytoplasm
Source: RefSeq, a predicted model, not a curated record